AGAGAUUACGUUUACUUCAUCCUCUAAUACACAUCAGGAGAUUUGUAUAUUUAUUUGCUUGAAAUGCGAAGUUAUCGCAUGGACCUUCCCUGACCGUGUAGCUUUGUGAACUUACAAGCUGGUUCGCCAAGGUACUUGUACCAUAAUCAUGGCGUCCCCUACGCCAUCUGGAGAAGGGACAACAAAGAAAACAAAAGAGCCGCGCAAUACACGGAUUACGCAGCAGACCUUGCCGGCGUGCAAGCCCGUUCUUGAGCCUGUAUGGAUUGUAUUCAUCUUUCUGGCGAUUGGAGUGGUGCUUGUGCCAAUCGGUUCAGUAUGCCUUUACUACGGGCUGAAGCCGGUGGAGGUGGGGACGCGCUACGACCAGACCUGCCUUCCUAACAACCUGAACACAAACGCGCAACGGCAAGAAUAUAUCUGGAAGCACGCAGCGAACGACUCCAAGCUGACGUGCGAAAUUAAGCUAACAAUUACAAAGGACAUGCCCGCUCCCAUUUUUGUGUACUAUGAGCUGAAUGGGUAUUACCAAAACCACCGCAGGUAUGUCAAGAGCCGUAGCGACAUGCAGCUGGCAGGGAAGAGCAAGGACCUGGCGACCAGCCUGUGCGACCCGCUGGAGUUCUUGGGCGGCAACAAGAGCUUGCCGAUCAAUCCUUGCGGCCUGGUAGCUUGGAGCUUCUUCAACGACACCUACACCAUGAUGAUCAAGUCCAAUGCCACGAGCCCCUCGAAACUGCUGCCCGUCAGUGACAAGAACAUCGCUUUCGACUCUGACGUGAAGUACAGGUUCGCAAAGUACAACCCUCAGAACUUCAAUCCUGAAAUUAAUUCGCUGCGUGGCGGCUUCAAUCUGUCUUACGCCUCCGGUGGCGCCACGCCGAAGGAGAACCAGCGGUUCAUGAACUGGAUGCGUCUGUCCGCCCUCCCGCGAUUCCGAAAGCUCUGGGGCCGGAUAGACACGGAUUUGAAGGCUGGCAAUGUGGUGCCCAUAUCCAUAACCAAUCGUUACAAUACGUACGCAUUCGACGGCCAGAAGUCCAUUGUGUUGGGCACCACCACAUGGCUGGGCAGUCGGAACCCCUUCCUGGGCGUUGCCUACUUGGUGACCGGCGGUCUGAGCUUCGUGCUGGCGCUGGUGUACUUGAUCCUGCGGUUAGCACGGCCACGGAAGUUCGGGGACCCGGCAGCGCUAUCAUUCAGUCGCGCCGGGGCGUCUGGCUGAGGUGGACAGGACUGCAGCGUUAUGUGAAAUUGGCACGGCCGGGGGACAGAGCGCCCCGGGGGCUAGAUGUGAGCCAGGUGUAGCCAGAUGCACACAGGCAGAUGCAGGGCCGGGAAAUGUAGUGAGCGACUGUGUAGGCGGUGACCUAAGUAUUUAUUAGCACGCUGGCCAGGGUAAGGCGCCGUGUCUUAAAACUGAACACAUUUACUGCUCUCGGUGUGUGUUGAUGUGGGGAUAUCAAUUGAUUUGGGUCGCCUAGUAACAGUAUGCAGCUUAUAGGGCUCCAACGCAGAGCGAGUCGCCUUGGAAUGGUAAGGGGACGGUUAGUGGCUAGUGGUUAUUGGACUGGUUCGGGAAAAAUAUAUUGGGGGGCCCGGACGAUGAGCCAGGACCUCUGUAUAGCACAGCAGCGAGGAGUGUAAGAUGCUAGAGUUCCCGGAUUGAAUAUGUUUGAUAGGUUUAGGGGUGUACCGUACCCUGCACUCCUUACAUUCCCCCGGUCUUGGAAGCAUCAUCAAGCAUGAUGUAAGUGUACGGAAGACCGCGCUCAUUG
Messenger RNA from Volvox carteri f. nagariensis, 1778 nucleotides. RefSeq lists its product as uncharacterized. NCBI's taxonomy places the organism in Eukaryota, Viridiplantae, Chlorophyta, Chlorophyceae, Chlamydomonadales, Volvocaceae. The transcript has 7 exons. Gene Ontology annotation, cellular component: plasma membrane; endoplasmic reticulum; Golgi apparatus. The record is from RefSeq and is a predicted model, not a curated record. The coding region runs from base 149 to 1225 and encodes 358 amino acids.